GUUAAGCCUCAAAUAAACUUUUUUAUUAUCUUCAGCUAGAACGCAAAGUCAAAAUUGAGUUCAUAUUGUAUAGUAAAAUUAAUGCAAAAACGUAUUAAUAUUUAAAAAAUAAAUCGCAUUGAAUUAUAUUAAGCAUUUGGGAUUUAGUGCGGCGCUGCGCCUUCUGAUCGUCGUAUCACAGUACCGCGAGAGCGUUUAGAGACCGUAAGGUGCAGUUUGCUCUCGAGUUGAUCUCGCGGUACUUUAAUGUCAAAUGGUGAUUAGUAUGCGCAGUAUGAAGUCAAACACGCCUUUAUUUCCUACAAAAACACAAAAUAAAUUUGUUUAGGGCCCUUGAUCGUAAAUAGUUGACUCUUAGCAGAAGAAUGUUAGCCAUUAUUUAAGAACAAUUGAAAAAUAUUGCUGCAAAUCGGGAUUCGACUUUCAUGAGAGACCUUUGAGUCACUUCCUGGUGUUGUUCAAUAAACACUGUUCAAAAUGGCGGCGCCCAUAGCGGCGAACAUGCAUGAGAGUGAAUCCAGUAUGGCAUCGUUAAAAGCUGUAUCAUCUGUUGCUCCUCUUGCUCUUCGAAUCGUGGCGGAGUGUCCCGUAAGUAAGGCGAGAGCUUGCACUCUUACUCUUCCCCACAGCACGGUCAGUACUCCGGUGUUCAUGCCGGUCGGCACCCAGGGCACCAUGAAGGGAAUCACUGCAGACCAGCUGGCGGAUCUGGACUGUCACAUAUGUCUGGGAAACACGUAUCAUCUGGGUAUGAGGCCGGGUCCUGAGUUAAUAGAGAAAGCCAAAGGAUUACAUGGAUUUAUGAAUUGGAAAAGAAAUCUUUUAACGGACAGCGGAGGUUUUCAGAUGGUGUCUCUUGUCGAACUUUCCGAAGUAACAGAGGAGGGGGUCACGUUCCGUUCGCCGUAUGAUGGCAAAGAAAUCCUCCUCACCCCUGAGCAAUCCAUAGCCAUACAGAACAGCUUGGGUUCGGAUAUCAUGAUGCAACUGGAUGAUGUGGUCAGCAGUACGGUGAAAGGGCCGCGGGUGGAAGAGGCAAUGCACCGCUCCGUGCGCUGGCUGGACCGCUGCAUCGCAGCAAACAAGAAUCCAGACAGACAGAACCUGUUCGCUAUUAUACAAGGGGGACUUGAUGCCAAACUGCGCAAGGCCUGUUUAGAUGAAAUGACAAAGCGUGAUGUACCAGGCUUUGCCAUCGGGGGUUUGAGUGGGGGAGAGGAAAAGGAUGAUUUCUGGAAGAUGGUGACUCUAAGCACAGACCACCUGCCCAGAGAAAAGCCCCGUUACCUCAUGGGAGUUGGCUAUGCACUCGAUCUGGUGGUCUGUGUUGCCUUGGGCUGUGAUAUGUUUGACUGUGUUUUCCCAACUCGUACAGCAAGAUUUGGCUCCGCUUUGGUUCCCUGGGGAUCGCUGCAGCUUAAACAGAAGCAAUAUGCUAAAGAUUUACAGCCAAUCGACCCUGACUGCCAGUGUCCCACCUGCAGGAGACACAGUCGGGCUUACCUCCACGCCCUGUUUAAGAGUGAUACUGCAGCCAUGCAUCACAUAACCAUCCAUAACAUCUCCUACCAGCUCACCCUCAUGCGAUCGGUACGUCAGAGCAUCAUAGAGAAGAGGUUUCCAGAGUUUGUGAAAGCAUUCAUGAAGAGAAUGUUCUCGUCCAGUGAGCAGUACCCCAGCUGGGCUGUAGAGGCGCUACAAUCAGUAAACAUCACUGUUAACGGAGUGGCCUAGGGCGGCUAGAUUUUUAUAGGUUUUGUGCAGUUUUUAUGCAUUUUGUUUUAACAUACCAUACGUUUUCUAAACAUGUUAAACAUUUGCUCUGUAAAUAAAAUGUUUUAUUCAAACUUUUAUGUACCGAAUCCCAAAAUGUUAAAUUAUAAUGGGUUCUAAUAUAUUUUGUCGUUUCGCGUCCGGUGUAGACGCGACAAAAACACUGAAGUGCACGAUCUAACGUUACCGAGGCUGCGUCCGAAAAAACCCACUUGCGGUCUUGGCCACUUAAGAGCGCGUGCACGCGACAGGAAGGAAGAGCUCAAGUGUGUCCAAUGUCUUUAAAAUGCCAAAGGACAGUGCGCUUAACGCACACUAAACCCACACUAUCUUGAAUACCGCUUCGGAGCGGUAUUAAGGCUAAGCGCAUCCCAACGUGCAUCACGUUCGAGAUUUGAAUUAUGAGACUUUUUGCUCGGGUUUCGCCAGAUGUUGCGGAAAGAUUUCUACUGUUUGUUAUACUACUACUUUUUAAGGUUAUAUUUUUAUUUAUUCUAUUUUUGGCUAAGUGAUUUUCUUUCGAUACAAUACAAAUAAAGCGCUUUAAAAGUAAAUCUUACUUGACUAUAUAAUUAGAUAUUACAUAUAAUUUCGAAGUAAAACGUAAUGUUACAUAUUUUAUUGGUGAAAACUCAAGAGUUAUGUAUUUAGUAAAACUCAUUUUAAUCUCAUAGUUAGAAACACCACAUCAAUUAACGUUAUAUGUUUGCACUUGCUAUAAGUGCGUCCCAUCGGGUGAGAAAUACUUAAUGCUCACUUUGCAUCUUCACGCCCACUAGGGCCAAAAACAGGAAAUACGUCAAGAAAGUAGUCAAGCGUUCAUGUGCAAAGACCGAAACUGGGGGUAUAUGGGCCCUUUCCCAAAUGGCGCAUUUCAAGUGGAUUUGCGGUCUCGUGGACUAAAUCGCGCGUGCUCGUCAAGUCUACGAAUCCGCAGGGUGUCCCAUUUGUCUUUUAAGCGCUCAGAAGUCUGCCCGCGAGCGCCUACUCUGUGCCCUCGAUGCGGUCUUGGGUGAAGCCCUCAUUAAUGGAGACUCCACUGAAGUCCCCUGCCCAGGAAUCCAUCCGAACGCCCAAUCACAGAACGGAUGUGAGGAGUGUCGUGGAUGUCAGACAUUUACGUAAACAUGACGGAUACAUUCUUAAAUGUAUUUUUUUUCAUUCUAAAUGAAUGUAUUGAUUAGUAACUUAUUCACAUUAUUGCUUUUUUAUUUUUAUUAAGCCAGCUAUUCAAGAAUAAAUACUUUUAAUGCUGUGCAUUUUCUUAC
Molecule: messenger RNA, 3041 nt
Organism: Triplophysa dalaica
Lineage: Eukaryota; Metazoa; Chordata; Actinopteri; Cypriniformes; Nemacheilidae
Gene: qtrt1
Product: queuine tRNA-ribosyltransferase 1
Exons: 9
Coding region: 478-1734 (418 amino acids)
Cellular component (GO): cytosol
Molecular function (GO): tRNA-guanosine(34) queuine transglycosylase activity
Source: RefSeq, a predicted model, not a curated record